Moneuplotes crassus is the source of this 1024-nucleotide messenger RNA. Lineage: Eukaryota; Ciliophora; Spirotrichea; Euplotida; Euplotidae. The record is from the annotation of a GenBank genome assembly.
UUUUUAUAACCUGAGUAUAUAAAAGAUGAAGGUAUUGCUAUUUCUUUUGAUAUCCUUGCUCGCUGCAUCUGCGAUCCAAGUUGGAAUCAGUGAUGAUAUAUCGAUUGGAGGUCUUUCUUCAGGAGCUUUCAUGGCUGUUCAGACCCAUGUUGCUCUUUCAAAGACAUUCAGAGGAGCAGCCAUCUUUGCAGGAGGUCCUUACUACUGCUCUAUGGGAGAUCUUACUCAUGGGUUCCAGAAUUGUAUGGCAGAUGGAUCAGGAAUUGUUUUACAAAGACUCAUUAAUUAUCUGAAAGCCAAUGAAAAGUCUAGAUUUGUAGAUGAGACUAGCAAUUUGAAGGACGACAAAGUUUAUUUAUUCACUGGUACCUCAGAUAACACUGUCCAUAAAAGUGUGGGCCUUAAAGCUGAAGAAUUCUACAAGGAAAUGGGAGCUGACAUUAUGUCUUCUUUUGAUUUUGAAGCUGGGCACACAAUGCCAACUGAAGAUUUCGGGGUUGACUGUCUCAAAUCUGAAACUCCAUUUAUUGGGAGUUGUAACUUAAAUGGAGCUUUGGUAUCCUUACAGCAUCUUCACCCUCAUAAGAUCUUUAAGAAUAGCAAAAAGCAUAGUACCUCAAACAUAUUUGCUAUUGAUCAGAAUACUGAGGGGACUGUGAUGGGGUCUAAAGCUUAUGCCUAUAUUCCCUCUUCUUGCCAGGACUCUGCAGCUAGAUGUUCCUUACAUGUAGUGUUCCACGGAUGCCAGCAGACCAUUGAAAAUAUUGGAAUGAAAUAUGUUGAAAACACAGGUUAUAACAAAAUCGCCGAAGCCAACGACUUUGUCAUCCUCUAUCCUCAAGCUGCAGUUGACCAAACAGUAAAUCCGUUAGGAUGCUGGGACUGGUGGGGCUACACUGAUAGAAAUUUCGCUACAAAGAUGGGAAAGCAAAUUUUAGAAGUCAAGAGACUUGUUGAGCUUCUUAAAUCUGGGCAGGUUAAUACUUCCAAUAGCAAUGUUAACCAAGAUAUUAUAAAAGAAUAG